AGCAAGGCGCUGAGCCAGCGGAGCCUCACCCUUGGUGUCUAUGAGGCAGCCAAGUUGCUUAAUGUGGAUCCGGAUAACGUGGUGCUGUGCUUACUGUCGGCCGAUGAGGAAGAGGAGGGAGACGCGGCGCUGCAGAUCCACUUCACGUUGAUCCAGGCUUUCUGCUGCGAGAAUGACAUCAACAUCCUCCGUGUCAACAACCCGGCACGGUUGGCUCAGCUCCUGCUGCCCGCCGCUGGCCCCGGGCCACCCGCCGACCUUCAUUGCGUCCUCGUCACGAACCCCCACGCCUCGCAGUGGAAGGAUCCAGCGCUGAGUCAGCUGAUGUGCUUCUGCCGGGAGAGCCGGUACAUGGAUCAGUGGGUGCCGGUGAUUAACCUCCCCGAGCGGUGA
Molecule: messenger RNA, 393 nt
Organism: Nestor notabilis (Kea)
Lineage: Eukaryota; Metazoa; Chordata; Aves; Psittaciformes; Psittacidae
Gene: GADD45A
Product: growth arrest and DNA-damage-inducible, alpha
Exons: 3
Biological process (GO): regulation of cell cycle
Cellular component (GO): nucleus; cytoplasm
Source: RefSeq, a predicted model, not a curated record